GUGGCCGCGCCGCUCCCGCCGGUAGCAGCGACGCCGCCUCCCCCAAGCCCCGGCUCCGCGGGCGCCCGUCGCGGCCCCUCGAGCGAGUGGGUGCCGCGGGCUGGCCGGAGCGGCCCCAGGGACCCGCUUCCUUCGCGCCCGCGUAUGCGAGCGGCCGCCGCCAGGGAGCCUGUCUGCCACCCCCGCUGGGCCCCUGCAGCGGCCGAGACACUGAGCCCGGCUCUUCCCAGGAGGAGGCGACGUCCCGGGCGACCGUGGCGGCCCGCAGCCUCCGCCGCGCCGCUCCGCCAGGCAGAUGCUGCUUCUUAACUGGGAAAAAUCCGAGUGCAAGACUGACUGCUGUUGAGGCCAGCUGCGUGCAUGCAGGCUUGGGAGGACAAGCUGCUGUUAAAGCAAUGCAGAAAGCCAUUGUGAUCACCGAGCAGCCAGUCUCCGUCUCUGUCCCUGUUGGAUACUCCUUUGCUCUGCGAUGCAGAGCUGAAGCCUGCACAUCUCUGCAGUACCAAUGGUUUUGUCAGCACCAGUCUGUCUGCUGCCAGAUUCCUGGUGCCACUGAACAAGACUUGCUCAUCACUGCACAGCAGACCCAACUCUACACCUGCAGAGUCAAUGACCUCUAUAAAAAUGCUGUCUUCUCUAACUGGGUGAAAGUGGAGGUCCAUCAGUGUGUUGCCAGAGGUCUACUCCCUCAGCUUUGGCGAGGAGAACCAGUCAUCAUCCUCAACCCCACUGAGCAGAAGGUAGAAGUAGGGAAGCCACUACAACUGCAGUGUGCUGCCAUGGGGGUCCCAGCCCCAAGCUUCCAGUGGUACUGUAACGGGAAUGUGCUGGAACACCAGAAGAAAAAAAAACUCUGGAUCAGCCAUGCAAAGGUCAGCGACUCCGGCACAUACCUCUGCUGCGCUUCUAAUAGCCGUGGAGAGCACUGGACCAAUGCAGUGGAUAUUCACGUGGGUACAUGUCACUCUGAAAAGUUUUUUGCUACAGACAAGAUAGCGCUUUUAGUGGGCAACAACCAUUACCAGCAUCAUCCAAACCUGAUGGCUCCUGUCACAGAUGUAUUUGAAUUGAGUCUUCUUCUAAAGCAACUGGGGUUCCAGGUUGUGUCUCUUCUGGACCUGAACAAGGCUGAGAUGAUGACAGCGGUCAGUCGAUUCCUGCAGCUCCUGGGGAAAGGGGUCUACGCUAUAUUUUACUAUGCCGGCCAUGGAUAUGAACAUUCGGGGAGGAACUACAUGGUCCCUAUUGAUGCCCCACAGCCCUACGCCCCUGAGAACUGCAUCAGCGUGCAGAGGAUCCUCCAGAAGAUGCAGCAGCGGCAGACAGCCCUGAAUCUCAUUCUUCUGGAUACCUGCAGGAAAUGGUACAACCCAGAGUGUGCCCUGUCCCAGGUGCAGCCACUGGAGCCCUGGGGCAAUACUGUUUAUGGUUAUGCCACAAGUGAAGAUGCAGAAGCCUAUGAGUUGCAGGAUGGGGAAUUCAGCUCUGGGAUCUUCAUGAAAUAUCUGAAGAAACAUAUUCUGCAGGAGAAAAAAGUUACGCACAUGCUGGAGGAUGUGUUAGAAGAUAUUGGCCGGGAUCCUUUGGUCACUGGGAAGCAGGUGAUGGAGAUCAAGCACACAUUGAAGGAAGCACGGGCCCUGACAGACCCUAUCUGCCCCUUGGGAGCAGCCACGCUACGCUGGGGACGCAGCCAUGAGCUGCUUAAUGAAAUAGUGAUGUUCCCAUGUGGGGCACGGGUGGAGCUCCGUUUCCACCAGGUUUUCUCCAAUGUGAUAUAUGUGUGCGCCAAGCUGCAGGCACCGCCGUCCCACAUCGCUGAUGUCCGCCUCCUGCUCUGCCGUCCAACUGAAAGGCAAGAUGAGGCAACCCUGAAGGACAGCUGCCCAGACCAGGUGGAGUCUCUACUUGCCUCUGUUUACAAGCAGGAGGAACAGGACUGUGCAUUCCAGCUCAGUGGACUGCAGAAAAUUCAGACAGAUGUGCUCCUGCAGUUGGAUUUGCAUUACACCCAGCUAAGCACAAAGCAGAGGACUUGUGAAAGCCUACAGAAAAUCCUCCAGAAAUCUCUGGUAGCGCAGUUGUUCAGCCACAGAAAUUCUACCCAGCCAUACUACCAGCAAGCUCCAGCAUCUGCAGGCAGCCUGUGCCUCAGGGACACAUCCACGCUGAGCACAGGCCCAAAGGCACAGACAUCUCUGAGGAUGGGCUCAGGACAUAGUUUGCCGAACAGCACCCCCUCCAACUCAUGCAGUGAGCCAGAAGAGAACGAUGAGAACAACUUGAGUGAGCUCUGCUCAGCGCUGCUCCGGGCUGGCCCAGGGCAGGACUGUCCUUGACCUGCGGACUGUUGUGACCAUGCCUGGGAACCAUAUUUUUGAAAAGGCAACAGUUACUCCAGUGAUAAACACGACGGAAGUCAUCGGCUGCCUUCAGCCUCAGUAAUCACUCUGGCCAAAUCAGGCUGCAUGUGGCUGAGGCUGCUUUUGGAAAGGCCUCUCCUGUCUGCCCCCUGCAACAUGCCCGGCUGAAGCCCGCUGGAAAUAACCUCUGUCCUACAAAAUGUUCUGUGUUGUUGGGAACAGCGAGGAGUAAUUGUCAUGUCUAGUGGAAGACAGGGCCAUCCUACAAGUCAUAACAUUUCCAGGCAAAACCUAAUAUUGCUUAUAAUCAAGGGCACUGGCUGAUGUUUUCUGAGAAUUAGCCUUUGCUAAGCAAGUGCCUGAAAGCAUUACAGCACUAAACAUGAUGAGGUGGGAUACCCAUACACACUACAGGCCUGUACUACAGCAGGGACACAGUCUAAAAACCCAAACACAACUGCUAGCUCUCAUCACACUUGUGCAGGUGACGCAAGGAAUUAAUGAGUGACCAAGAUAAAGCUGUAUUUAUGCAUAAGCUUUCCCCCAGGGUUACAGUGUGGUUUCCUUUCCUUUCAAAUCCUGCCUAUGGAAAAGCAGAUGAUAAAUUAUGUGUUUAUAUACUUCUAAAGAGUGCAUUUGUAUUUUCCUGCUUACCAGGAAAAGGAGGUUGAGAUGUCCUGUCAAAUGCAUGUUUACAACAGAGGCUGGUUUUCCAUCAGUAGCAGCUACAGGUUCAUGCUUCCCCCUGCCGCUUCUAGUAUGCUACACACAGACAUAAAAGGGUGUUAAAUCCUCUGUGGUUGCUCUCAGAUAUAGAGCCCCCUAAGUCUGGGAGAUGGAGAGGACAAGAUGGAGGAGGAAGAACCUCAAAGUUUUUAUUACUACAAAUUUUUUCAAAGUGCUGUCUCUCUCUGUGUGCAUUCACCCUCGGCAACCUCAAGUCCUACCCUUCAUGCAGAACCAGCUAGUCGGAGAGAACCACAAGUGAGCAAGGACCAAAAGACAGCCUAAGUAGGUGCAGUACCCAUUCCUGCUUCUGUAAUACUUGUUUAAAAUUUUGGCAUAGCACCAGCUGAUUGCUCUUCAAGGGCAUGGGAGGGCGUCAACUAGUAGCAGAGGGACCAUUAAUCCUAGUGAGGUGUGGGAUCUCUGUCCUUGGAGACAGGCCACUCUGGACUGGUGAAGAUGCAGAUGAACUGAUUUAAUUUGGCCCUUCUUGGAGCAGGAUGUUAGACCAGAGACCUCUAGAGGUCUCUUCCAGUUGUGAUUUUACAAAAGGAGGAACUUGGAGAUCAAGAGAUUCUUGUGAGGUCAAGGAUGACAGGGUGGGGAGACCACCUGAUGUCUCCUGUCUUGGUCUAAAAGAGGGAUGAAUAGAGCAUUUUCUAUGUUAUGGUCCUCUGUCAGCAGCAAAGAUACUUGUAUCUCAGUAUGCAGUGGGGACUGUCUAUUCCAGCAUGGAAAAAUAUGAAAUGCUUCUUCCAGGUAAACCACUCUACAAGUGUUGGAAACCUGUCCAAAGUGAAUGGAGGAGGCUUUUAUUCUUUUCAAUGUGUUGAGAAGAGAGGCCCCCUCUGGCUGAAGGCUAGAAAGUCACCUAGGAAAAAGCAAAGCCCUCCCCCCCCAUCCCCACCAAAUGUACCUUAGAGUAAACCAGAGGAAAACAAUCUAAUUGAGGGGAAAACCAAAGAUCAAAUCAGCAGUGGUAGAAGUUCAGUGGGAGUUGCCGUGCAGGCAGUUGGGAGGUGCUGAGAAUCUCGUUGCUUACUGCCUCUGAGAACAGCAUUUUAGAGGAGGGACUAUAUGCUCCUCUCUAUAUCUGUUGGGGCAAAAUGCAUCUCUGACUUGGUGUAAUCAUGGCCAGUGGCACCUCUUGUGAAUGUUGAGCUUACCCAAAUCUGUUGAUUUUUUCUGAAUAAAACACUAUUGGUUUUGAA
Messenger RNA from Rhea pennata, 4300 nucleotides. Its product is annotated as mucosa-associated lymphoid tissue lymphoma translocation protein 1-like. Gene Ontology annotation, biological process: proteolysis. The coding region runs from base 396 to 2339 and encodes 647 amino acids. The transcript has 15 exons. The record is from RefSeq and is a predicted model, not a curated record. NCBI's taxonomy places the organism in Eukaryota, Metazoa, Chordata, Aves, Rheiformes, Rheidae. Gene Ontology annotation, molecular function: cysteine-type endopeptidase activity.